AGAGCAUGACUGUCACGGCGCUGGCCCCGUAAGUCUUUGCACUUUCCAAGAUGAAAUAUCUCCAGAGCGCUUUGUAGCAGAGCCUUCGCACACCAUACCAGGAGUCAGACCAUUCGACUCAACCCCCGAAACUCAACGGGGUAGGACAUUUUCUAGUGCCUGGUGGAGCUCCCCUUUUUUCAAACAAUGGUGCGGUAAAUAAAGCAUGUAAAUUGUUUGAUGAUAAUCAUGCUGAGCUCAGGCUAGUAGAUCUACUCUGUGUAGCUAGUUGUAGCUAGCUAGGCCCUGAACGGUGAACCAGCGUUGGGUCGCGUGCGGAAGUGAAACUGUUCAAGGAUAGAGCUAGCUAGCACUCAACAUUCAUUCGAAUGUUCAUUGACCAUGUGUUAUCGCUGUAGUGUAGACCAGGUAGACGCUGUAGAUUCUUGGACCCAGCUACCUGCACUGGAUCUAGGACGCCACAUGCACAGCUUCACAGUCGGUCACCUGGUCACAGGUUCACACGACUUUCCAUGGUGUGACCUUAUCUUGUAAAAUAAGCUGUGGCGAGGAACCAACCACCUGUCGACUGCCUCCUGAGUCCUGCGUACAGUAGCUAGAUCCACCGCACGCCGUUCGAGCACCAAACUGACGGACCAGUCCUGUCUCCUGCCGUCCUGGAUGUCCUGCCGGAAAACGCAAAAGUCGAUCACAGCUGCACCAGCUCUGCAUGGGGAGCCGUGUGACUCUCGUUAGUUCUGGCUUGCCGUUUUGCCAGCGGGACCCUACGGACGCUAGCAAGGGUCGCUUCUUCUUCUAGCUGGUGCACUGGCUAGAAAGUGCUGAGUGCGGAAGAAAGACUUGCGCAGAGAAAACUCAUCUGAAUGUUUCCGGAAUAGCCCUGUGUGCUGAGCACAACCAUUGGUUUCAAAGUGUUCCGGCAAGACGCACUCCGAAGGACCGGUGCGAGCCGUGCGCCGAGUCCGCAAGCGGAGUGGAUCGCUGGCGCUUGUGCAGCAGAAGCGGGAACGAACGAUUGGCGACCAUGGCUGCUCCUGUCACUACUGUUCUGUUGGCUGUAGUCACUCUGCUGGUCUUCCUUCCGCGCAGUAGCGGACAGUUUAUGGAAAGCCAGACACCGCAGAACCUGACAAUAUUCCUUCGCGACACGGCCGUGUUCACGUGCGCUGCUCAGCACCCCAGUGCCGCUAGCGUGUCGGUGCAGUGGUUCUUCAACGAGGCGGCGGUGGGCAUGGACGCCACCAUCAUGACAAACAUUGGUGUUACGAACACGACCACCACGCUCACUAUUGGCAACGUGACCAUGAUGGACGUGGGCACGUAUCGCUGUCAGUUCGACGAUAGCAACGCAAACAUGCAGCUGUCAUUGUCGGCAAAUCUCGUCAUUAUCUUUAUGCCCGUGGUUCAAAUAACGCCAGCCACCCAGACCGUUCUGAAUGGAAGUAUUGCGGAACUAGUGUGCAACACCACAGCUGGCACACCACCUUUCCUCUUCACAUGGCUCUUGUCCUCAACUGAGGUCACGGUGGGCGUCACGAGCAACGCUACGGCGUCCACACUGCUGGUCGAUACGGCCAUGAUGCAGAGCAGGUCCCGUACGUACACGUGCAGGGUGACGCUGGAUCAACCGCUCCUGGCCAAUCGACUGUCGGAAACCGGCGUGGGCACUCUGCUGACAGACUUCCCACCCGUGGUGUCAGUCAAUGACGUCACCCGGGUCGCCGGUGAACGGAUUGACAUCCUGUGUCGAGUACGUGGCGAUCCGCCACCCGCCUCGGUCGAUGUCGCUGUGGUGUUGAGGAGCGGCAUGGUGGUGGAAAGUUUUUUGUUUUCCCUUGAGGCUGGGUCGCCACGCACUGCGGUCAUUAAUUUCGAGAUCCCGAUGGCCGAUCCAGCCGUUCACGCCGGCCCGGCUGUCUGCCGCACGAGAGUAGCUCUUAGUAGCGGGCUAGAAGAAGUUAACGGUUCCUUCAACAUCGCUGUUCUCGUUCCACCUGUUGCUGCGGUAACGCCGCUGACUCAGACGGUGAACGAGACACAACAGGCGGUGUUCACCUGCGAAGCAACAGCCGGCACUCCACCGUUCACGUUUGCCUGGGACAGUGGAAGUAUCCCAGCUACAGAGUACGCUAUCGCUCAGCUCUCACCGACGAUGUCAACGUUGACAAUUGCGGCAGCCUUUGUCACCGCACACGCAGGAUCAUACAUGUGUACAGUAGCACUGAACCAAACAGCAGCCAAUCUGCAACGGUCAUCCUCGGCUGCCGGGUCUCUGGUCGUACAAGUUCCACCGGUAAUAGCAGAGUUCAAUGCCGUCACGACCGACAUCACGCUUAUGCCGACAUUGAUGUGUGUCAUUCGUGCUGAACCUCAACCGACUGUGAUGUGGCUGGAUGCGAACGGUGAUGAAAUUACGUCAUCUGACUUCACAGUGGUUGCCCUAGCACCCAUGGCUAACUUUACAUACACCAGUCAGCUGCAGUUCAAUCGUCUUGCUGUUCUAUCCGAUGAAAUGAUGUACACAUGUGUUGCUAGUAAUGCAGCUGGAAGAGCAGAACAGUCCGCUAUGCUGACAGUGAACGUUGCUCCGGAGUUUUUAGAGCACAACAACGUGACUGUAUUUACGGAUCAACGAGCAGUCCUGGAUUGUCGGGUACGGGGCAAACCCCGACCAGCUGUAACGCAGAGCGCCCCGGCCUCUGUCCCGUCAAGCAGAUUUAUGACUCUGGAACUGUCGUCUCCCGAACCUUUGGAAUCAGUUAGUUCUCUUACGUACAGCGUUAAUAAUGUACUGGAAGACGCGGGAGCCUACGCUUGCACGGCCAUGAACUCUGUUAGCGUUUCCGUGGCCAUGGCAUACCUCACAGUACUGGUUCCACCCAUGGUUACCAUGACACCACUGACUCAGACGGUGAACGAGACACAACAGGCGGUGUUCACAUGUGAACUGACAGCCGGUACUCCACCGUUCACGUUUGCCUGGGACAGUGGUAGUAUCCCGUCUACAGAGUACGCUAUCGCUCAGCUCUCACCGACGAUGUCAACGUUGACAAUUGCAGCAGCCUCUGUCAACACACAUACUGGAUCAUACACAUGCACUGUUACACUGGACAGAGAAGCCAGUUUGAGACGGUCGGCUGAAGCCACUGGCAGCUUGGUGGUCCAGAUUCCGCCCGCUACAGCAGAGUUCAAUGCCGUCACGACGGAUAUCACGCUUAUGCCAACAUUGACGUGUGUCAUCCGUGCUGAACCUCAACCGACUGUGAUGUGGCUGGAUGCGAGCGGUGCUGAAAUUACGUCAUCUGACUUUACAGUGGUUGCCCUAGCACCCAUGGCUGACUUCACAUACACCAGUCAGCUGCGGUUCAAUCGUCUGGCUGUUCUAUCCGAUGAAAUGAUGUACACAUGUGUUGCUAGUAAUGCAGCUGGAGGAGCCGAACAGUCUGCUAUGCUGACAGUGAACGAGGCUCCGUCGAUUGUCCAGCUGGAUGACGUCACCGUUGUUACUGACCAAAUGGCUCAGCUUGCAUGCCGAGUGCGUGCCAAGCCCCCGGCCAUGAUCACCUGGACCCCACCGCCAGGAGUUGUCACGGCAUUCACACAGGCAACUGUUCCGGACGCCUCGGACAGCCUGUUUCAGGUCGGCACCCUGUCGUUCACGGGCAAUAAUGUGCCAGCUGAUGCUGGCUCGUAUACCUGCAAUGCCGUGAACUCUGUCAAUAGCGUCAUGAGUACAGCUUCACUCACUGUCCUAGUUCCACCCAUGGUUACCGUGACACCGCCGACUCAGACUGUGAACGAGACACAACAGGCGGUGUUCACCUGCGAAGCAACAGCCGGUACUGCACCGUUCACAUUUUCCUGGGACAGUGGUAGUAUACCGUCUACAGAGUACGCGGUCGCUGAGCUCUCACCGACAAUGUCCACAUUGACGAUUUCGGCAGCCUUUGUCAACACACAUAAUGGAUCAUACACAUGUAAUGUUACACUGGACAGAGAAGCCAGUUUGAGACGGUCGGCUGAAGCCACUGGAACCUUAGUGGUCCAGAUUCCGCCAGUAGUAACAGAGUUCAAUGCCGUCACAACGGACAUCUCGCUAAUGCCAAUAUUGACGUGUGUCAUUCGUGCUGAACCUCAACCGACUGUGAUGUGGCUGGAUGCGAAUGGUGCUGGAAUUGUGACGUCAUCUGACUUCACAGUGGUUGCCCUAGCAGCCAUGGCUGACUUUACAUACACCAGUCAGCUGCGGUUCAAUCGUCUUGCUGUUCUAUCCGAUGAAAUGAUGUACACAUGUGUUGCUAGUAAUGCAGCUGGAAGAGCCGAACAAUCCGCUAUGCUGACAGUUAACGAGGCUCCGUCGAUUGUCCAACUUGACAACGUCACUGUUGUUACUGACCAAAUGGCUCAGCUUAUAUGCCGAGUGCGUGCCAAGCCCCCGGCCAUGAUCACCUGGACCCCACCGCCGGGAGUUGUCACGGCAUUCACAGAGGCAGCCGAGCAGGACGCCUCGGACAGCAUGAUUCAGGUCGGCACCCUGUCGUUCACGAGCAAUAACGUGCCAGCUGAUGCCGGCGUGUAUACCUGCAAUGCCGUGAACUCUGUCAAUAGCGUCAUGGGUACAGCUUCACUCACUGUCCUUGUUCCACCCAUGGUUACCGUGACACCGCCGACUCAGACGGUGAACGAGACACGACAGGCAGUGUUCACAUGCGAAGCAACAGCCGGUACUCCACCAUUGACAUUUGCCUGGGACAGUGGAAGUAUACCGGCUACAGAGUACACUGUCGCUCAGCCCUCACUGACCAUGUCCACGUUGACAAUUGCAGCAGCCUUUGUCAACACACAUACUGGAUCAUACGCAUGCACUGUUACCCUGGACAGAGAAGCCAGUUUGAGACGGUCGGCUGAAGCCACUGGCAGCUUGGUGGUCCGGAUUCCGCCAGCAAUACCAGAGUUCAAUGCCGUCACUACCGAUAUCUCGCUUAUGCCAACAUUGACGUGUGUCAUUCGUGCUGAACCUCAACCGACUGUGAUGUGGUUUGAUGCGAAUGGUGCUGAAAUUACAUCAUCUGACUUUACAGUGGGUGCCCUAGCACCCAUGGCUAACUUUGCAUACACCAGUCAACUGCAGUUCAAUCGUCUUGCUGUUCUAUCGGAUGAAAUGAUGUACACAUGUGUUGCUAGUAAUGCAGCUGGAAGAGCCGAACAAUCCGCUAUGCUGACUGUUAACGAGGCUCCGUCAAUCAUGCAGCUGGACGACGUCACCGUAGUCACUGACCGAAUGGCUCAGCUUGCAUGCAGAGUGCGUGCCAAGCCCCCGGCCAUGAUCACCUGGACCCCACCGCCGGGAGUUGUCACGGCAUUCACAGAGGCAACCGAGCAGGACGCCUCGGACAGCAUGGUUCAGUUCAGCACUCUGUCGUUCACUAGCAAUAACGUACCAGCUGAUGCUGGCAUGUAUACCUGCAAUGCCGUGAACUCUGUCAAUAGCGUCAUGGGUACAGCUUCACUCACUGUCCUUGUGCCACCUGUAGCUACUGUGUCUCCCGGCACACUAACCAUCAACAACAACACCAUGGCCGAGUUCAUGUGCGCGACAUCGUCGGGAACGGGCCCGUUCAGCUUCCAGUGGGGCACGCCGAAUGGUGCACAGGUUGCGUCUAUCACGAACACAGCCUCGGAUAGCCGACUACGAGUACCGCUGGCACGGCAUAACCAAGACAACGGUACCUACCAGUGCACUGUGACCCUAGACAGGCCGAUGGACUUGCAACGCUCCGAUUCGGCGUCAGCGCCACUGAUCAUACAAGUGCCCACGGCCAUAGUGGAAGCCAACGACGUCACAACCAACGCCACCCAGUCCCCAGUGUUGCUGUGCAGAACACGAGGUGAUCCACUUCCCACCGUCACAUGGGAGGGACCCCAAGGCAACAUACUCAACGGACCAAGGUUCCUCCAGGACUCCAGCACCCUCGGACCUCUCUACAUCGAUCACACGCUCACCAUCUCCAUGGUAAGGCCCGAAGAGCAAGGACAGUACAUAUGCCAGGCGGCAAACGUUGCCGGAACCGACGACACCAAUGUCUUCCUCAGCGUACAAGUUUUGGCCGUGAUAGUGCCGGCCAAUCGGUUCGUUAUCGGCAUCACCGGCAUGCCAGCCAAGCUGACGUUGAAUCUCACGUCACCCGGACGACCGGCCGUGCUGCCCGCCGACAUAACGUGGACUCGAGCCGACAAUUCCGCCUUCAUGCAGAACGACCCGACGGCAGGCCAUACGGUAUCGGCUGACGGACUGUGUUUGCGUUUCAGCAACGUGUCCACUCCGGAUGAUGGUGUGUAUAGGGUGACGGUGUGCAAUCCAGCUGGAUGCGUGUCGGCCGACAUUGAGCUGGAGGAACAAGCAUCGCCGGCACUGCUCGCAAUGCACGCGAACACUACGGCCGACGAAGGAGAGCGCGUUGUGUUCGUAUGCUCCGCCGCCGGCCUGCCUGUACCCAACAUCACCUGGCAGCUGAACGGCAGCACCAUCGUGGACUCGGUCGGCGAUUACAGCAUCAGCAAUGUUCUCUCCGACACCAUGCCCACCAUCAACAGCACGCUCACGUUCGAUGCCUUGUUCGGCGGUGCCCGUGGCAACGGCGAGUACAGCUGUACGGCAACCAACACUCAGCAACCACCGGCUGUUGCCAUGGCAACUCUGCAAGUCUUCACCAUACCCCUGGUUGCAGUGGCUCCUGUUAACGUCAGCAUCGUAGCUGAGAACCCUGCCAACUUCACUUGCAGCAUAUCUGCAAUACCCACUCCUGUGAUUACGUGGUACCGAACCAUCGACGGUGUCACCACGCAGCUCACUAACAACUCCGUGGACAACAUUCGCAUCCGCACGGUUUCGAUUGCCGAUGAUAACAUCACGUCAGAGCUGACGGUGCUGAACGUUGGCCUGGUUGAUCUUGGACUCUACUUCUGUCAGGGCCGUCACCUGGAAGACGGUAUCAUGGGGAAUGUGACGAGCGCUACUGCUUCUCUCGAUGUGUUUG
Messenger RNA from Sycon ciliatum, 7037 nucleotides. RefSeq names its product hemicentin-1-like. The record is from RefSeq and is a predicted model, not a curated record. NCBI's taxonomy places the organism in Eukaryota, Metazoa, Porifera, Calcarea, Leucosolenida, Sycettidae. Gene Ontology annotation, molecular function: protein binding.